GUGGUAUAAAAUCAGGAUAGAGUCUGUGAGGUAUCUAAUCAGACACUCAUUUGCUCUGUGUUGAAACUCAGAGACCACAAGAUGGCUUUCUCUUGUCCAACUAUGAGAAUGGCUCAGACCUCCUUGAAAAUUAGGCUGCAGGGUUUGGAAUGCCACUUCACCUGGAAGCUGGACUACAGCAGAUCUAAACUAGAAAGCCUCAGAGAAAUGAUGAUAGAUAUCAGCAACAGAGAGGGGGUUCAAUAUUCCUGGGAGGGUUAUCUGUACAACUUCCUGGCUUACCUACACUAUGCUCUGGGCUUCACAGAGGACGCUCUUCAUUGCCUGAAGAAGGCUGAAGAGGCCAUUCGCCAAAGCAGCCAAGAUGGUGUGGAGCUAAGUCUGGUGGUCCACUAUGGGAACCUGGCUUGGGUACACUAUCACCAAGGGGAGCUAACAGAGAGCCAGACCUAUGUGGAGAAGGUGGGGAGACUAUUGCGGGACAACCCCUCGCCCUGCCCAGGUGUAGUAUGGGGCGAAAGGGCCUGGACUUUGAAUAAGUUUGAUGUAAGCAAGAGGAAGGCAGCGGUAUAUUGUUUCCGGAUGGCCUUGAAAGAGGACCCUGAGAACAAGGUGCUGCGCUGUGGCUACGCCAUGGCAUUUAAUAAAUCUGUUGACAGGAAAGACAUUACCCCGAAGCUGCGAUCUGAGAUGUUGGAGCACCUACGGAUUGCUAGAGAAUUGGAUCCAGAAGAUUUGUACAUCACAGUGAUGUACCUUCAGAGGCUUGCAGAGAGUGGCCAGGUUGAGGAAGCAUGUACACUUGCAAAGGAAGUGAAAGAGAAGGCUUUGGACUGCUUUGGUGGAUUUGGAAUCUUGCUAGAUUUUUUCAAAGAAUACGUCUCUCAUGAUUCAAGCAUUGACCUGGCAAGAAGGACCCUGGAGAGACACCCCAAUUCACGCCAGCUGAAGAGACAUCUUGGGAAGUGUUACAAAUGGAAGAUUUUCUCUCUGGAAGAGAAAAGGAACCCAAUGAGGCAUAUUCUGAUUGAAAAUGCAGUCAACCUUUAUGAAGAGGUGGUCGCACUCUACCCCAAAUCCCUUGCUGUAAAACUGGAACUGACUGCCAUGUACAAAGAAUCUGGCAGAUUUGAUAGAGCAGAUAAGAUAUUUGAGGACCUGCUUCUUGAAAUAGAAGGAAUGGAACCACAGGAUUUACAAAAAUUCUACAACUGGUAUGCCCAGUAUUUGUUUUAUGCCAAACAAGAUGCUUCCAGGUCAAUUGAUAUCCACAAGAAGGCAGUAGAGAUUAUGCUACCCACUGGCCAACGUGACAGCAGUGUUCGUGUUUUGUUGUCCGUUGUCCAUAAUGGAGGAGACAGAGCUGAGGAAAUUGUUGACUUUCUGGAUGGACUUGAUAGAGAUGGUGCUGUCAGCCAGUUCUAGACCUUUUUUAACAAUAAAGGCUUGAAUUAACCAGAACUGCCUGCCGAAUAACUCAACUUUGCAUCACCUGUUUAUGAUUGAUUAAUGUGGAAAAUAUAUUCACUAUACCACUAGGACAAAUCUAGGACAAGAUUUUAUUCAGUAACAAUUGAAUACUUUAGUAUUAAAAAUGUCUGCGCUUAAUUUGGCUACAAGGAUUUAUUUGCAUGAUCAACAAUACUAAAACUAGAAAGUAAAAAUUCAAGGCUGAUUGUAAAUCCUAUAAAUAUGUAGGCCUAACAUGACAAACAUCUGUCUCAAAUCCACAGUUUCAAUUGUAUCUGUAAAGGUUUGCUGCACACUAAUGUAGUGUAGACAAACUAAUAUUUUGUUCUUCAAUAUUGCAUUAUAGAGUAGAAAGGCCCUGUUUAGCCUUACAGACUGUCUAUCCAGAUAGGAUCUUAUUGCUUUUUAAAAAAAUUUUAUUGCGGACCUGGCACAAUAGAUUCUGUUUCAGGUAAAUGUAUUUCAUGUCUAAUAUUAUACUGUCUAAUAUCUUGUAAGUUCUUGUGAAAAUAAAGGUAUUCUGUUCUA
Messenger RNA from Oncorhynchus kisutch (coho salmon), 1998 nucleotides. RefSeq names its product interferon-induced protein with tetratricopeptide repeats 1-like. Bases 82 to 1425 code for a protein of 447 amino acids. The record is from RefSeq and is a predicted model, not a curated record. Gene Ontology annotation, biological process: defense response to virus. Gene Ontology annotation, molecular function: protein binding. Lineage: Eukaryota; Metazoa; Chordata; Actinopteri; Salmoniformes; Salmonidae. The transcript is spliced from 2 exons. Gene Ontology annotation, cellular component: cytosol.